This is a messenger RNA of Exophiala oligosperma, 766 nucleotides long. Its product is annotated as 40S ribosomal protein S14. The transcript has 3 exons. The record is from RefSeq and is a predicted model, not a curated record. Lineage: Eukaryota; Fungi; Ascomycota; Eurotiomycetes; Chaetothyriales; Herpotrichiellaceae. The coding region runs from base 77 to 532 and encodes 151 amino acids. Gene Ontology annotation, biological process: ribosomal small subunit assembly; maturation of SSU-rRNA from tricistronic rRNA transcript (SSU-rRNA, 5.8S rRNA, LSU-rRNA); translation. Gene Ontology annotation, molecular function: small ribosomal subunit rRNA binding; mRNA 5'-UTR binding; structural constituent of ribosome. Gene Ontology annotation, cellular component: cytosolic small ribosomal subunit; ribosome.
UCACAUUCUCUCUCUGUUUGUGACCACCAACCAGACGAUCAAGAGUACUUUCCCAACUCACAAGUCGACAAACAAAAUGCCUCCUAAGAAGAGAGUCGAGCGUCCCGCCAACGAGAACAUCUCUCUCGGUCCCCAGGUCCGAGAAGGCGAACUCGUCUUCGGCGUUGCACGUAUCUUCGCAUCCUUCAACGACACCUUCGUCCAUGUCACCGAUCUCUCUGGUCGCGAAACCAUCUGCCGUGUUACCGGUGGUAUGAAGGUCAAGGCCGAUCGUGACGAGUCCUCUCCAUACGCCGCCAUGUUGGCUGCACAGGAUGUCGCCCAGCGAUGCAAGGAACUCGGCAUCAACGCCCUGCACAUCAAGAUCCGAGCCACAGGUGGUAACGGCACCAAGACCCCGGGCCCCGGUGCCCAGUCUGCCCUCCGUGCCCUGGCCCGUUCAGGAAUGAAGAUUGGAAGAAUCGAGGACGUCACUCCUACCCCAUCCGACAGCACGAGACGCAAGGGUGGUCGUCGUGGUCGUCGUCUCUGAGCGUGUGCGCUGCAGAAUACUUUGCGCACAUUCUCAUAUUCGUGGAUCCGAGUGGUGGUGGCAUGGAUCCCAUACCACUUCGAGUGCACGAAAGAGACGUCAGUGUUGGGAAGAAAUUGAUGGUCGUGGUCACAAAUACGCGAAGAACGGCAUUUUCUGCCUGGUCUUCACACACAUUUCGCCCUGCUCCAAGUAGACGGCAUGAAAUAAAUCUCAAAAACACUUCUUUGUGAC